Aricia agestis (brown argus) is the source of this 7648-nucleotide messenger RNA. It is a transcript of the gene Mical, whose product is annotated as F-actin-monooxygenase Mical. The record is from RefSeq and is a predicted model, not a curated record. Bases 316 to 7200 code for a protein of 2294 amino acids. The transcript is spliced from 27 exons. NCBI's taxonomy places the organism in Eukaryota, Metazoa, Arthropoda, Insecta, Lepidoptera, Lycaenidae.
CGGCAUUAGUACGGUAUCUCUUCUUAGUCUGUGCUCGUGGAUUGUAUAAACAGAAAAUUUUACAAUACCUACCGUACCUACCUACAUACCGUAAAUUAUUUGUGCUAUCAAUGGUGGGGACGGAGUUUGUGAGAGUAAUUAUGAUUUACGAAGAUUUAGUUAUUCUUUUACGAAAACAGUAGAUUAUUGGUUUGAGGAAUAGGAUAGUUUAUUUUAUAUUUCACUUCAGUGCUUUUUCUUCACGGUGGAUUUUGUGUUUCUUCAACCGAUUUAUACCUACGUCUCGGGCCAGAGAGAUAGCUACAGGGGUCCAAGAUGAAUCGCGGGGGUCGGGUGGAGCCGACUCCGCCGGAGUGCGCGCUCGCGGCGGAGAUGUUCGACCACUUUUGCUCAGCCGGCACCAUGAAACAGAUCCUGGCGCUGCACAGGGAGAUCUGCAACACCCUCAACCUUAAACCCAACAGGCUACCGGACUUUUACCCCAAACUCAAGGCGAAGCUGGCUAGUUCGUGGAAGGCUCAAGCCCUAUUCAAGAAGUUCGACGCGCGCGCCAACCACAAGGUGUACGGCAAGGGUCGGCUGUGCACCCUGAACAAGGUGUUCAUAAUAGGUGCGGGACCCUGCGGCAUGCGGGCCGCCAUCGAAUGUCAACUGUUAGGUGCCAAAGUAGUUGUAGUAGAGAAGCGGGACCGUAUGUCGCGUAACAACGUGCUCCAUCUGUGGCCGUUUGUGAUCCACGACCUGCGAGCGCUCGGUGCUAAGAAGUUCUUCGGCAAAUUCUGCGCGGGAUCCAUAGAUCACAUCAGCAUUAGGCAGCUCCAGUGUAUACUUAUGAAGGUUGCGCUGUUAUUGGGCGUUGAAAUUCAUGAAAAUGUUAGUUUUGAAGAAUUAUUGGAGCCAACUGUCACAAAAAAUUCUGAAACAUUAGGUUGGCGCGCGCGGGUAAUUCCAACCGACCACCCCGUAUCACAAUACGAGUUUGAUGUGCUAAUUGGUGCUGACGGCAAGAGGAAUACCCUACAGGGCUUCAAACGAAAGGAGUUCCGAGGGAAACUGGCCAUGGCUAUUACCGCUAACUUCAUCAAUAGACAUAGUGAACAGGAAGCAUCGGUGCCGGAAAUCAGUGGUGUUGCUUUUAUUUUUAACCAAAAGUUCUUCAAAGAUCUCCACGAAAAAACUGGUAUUGAUCUAGAGAAUAUCGUUUAUUAUAAAGACGAUACACAUUACUUUGUGAUGACAGCUAAAAAACACAGUCUACUGGUGAAAGGAGUACUACUGAAUGAUUACAACGAGGUAUCGAAGCUACUUAGCGUGGAGAACGUAGACCGGGCAGCACUCAUGCGGUAUGCGCAAGAAGCAGCGAGAUUUUCCACCGACGGCCGUCUGCCGUUGAAGGACUUUGCGUUGAACCACUACGGAGAGCCUGAUGUAGCGUUGUUCGACUUCACCUCCAUGUAUGCUGCUGAGAACGCUAGCAUGGUAUACGAGCGUCACGGGCGGCGGGUGCUGUGUCAGCUAGUCGGUGACAGUUUGCUAGAGCCAUUCUGGCCCACCGGUUCCGGCUGUGCUCGCGGGUUCCUAUCCGCCCUGGACUCCGCUUGGGCGGUGCGCUCGUGGGGACAGAACCCGCCUACGCACCCGCUGGAGGUCAUCGCUGAGAGAGAAUCCAUAUACAGGCUGCUUGCACAAACAACCCCCGAAAAUCUUAACCGAGACUUCGGGUCGUACACACUGGAUCCUGGUACCCGGUACCCAAACCUCAACCGCGCGGCCGUCACCGCACAUCGUGUGACCGGCUUCUACGACUCCGACGACCCCCUGCCUCUUGAUGCGACGCUCAGCGCUAGGAAGCGACGCAGAGAGCCGGAGAUAUCAGAGGAGGCGCUAGUCGCGUGGGUGGGGUACACCGAGCCCGGUGUCCGCGCGGCGACCGGACAGGCCGCACUAUCGGAGUUGGUCAAGCGGUACCGCCCGGACCUCAUCUCCGUACCGGAUAGGUCCGUCUACGAUAUACUGCAGGAUGAGUUCGGUAUACAACCGUUUUCACCUACUGGUCCGACUCCUGAGAUCCCGGACGCGAAGCUGCGCUCAUACCUGCUGCGAGUUUACCACGCGUUCAAGGGGGAAGUACCGCACAUACAACACGAUACUGAUAUGUUUGAUCAGAUUAAACAGAGUCAGCAAUUGGAGAAAAAUGCUCGCAAGGUCUUUGAUCAUUCUUCUGCGGCUUAUUCAAAUGCCGUCGAUUCAGAAAAAUCGCACUCGAGCUACAGACGAAAGCGACGCUCCGUCCGAACACCACAAGUAAGUAGCGACUCCGCCGAGUAUAUAAGGAAUAAGAUUGGCAGACUUGAUCUUAACGAGAUCACACAAAUCGCUCGCCUCAUUGAGGGCCACGACGCUAUAGUAGAUGACGAUCAGCGCUCCAACAAACAAAAAGAAUUGCAGGACCAAAUUAUUGCCUUGUUGGACCCCGACGACUCCCCCGACCCGCAACUCAUCAGAGACUCCCUAGCCCAACUGCUGCAAGGGACCACCAAGUCCAAGCCAAAAGUACGCAACAAAGAUCAUGCGAAAGUGGCGCAGUUCUUCACAGAGUCCCUCGAAAAGAAGCCCGUGCGACCACCUCGUAAGCUGAAAGGUUUAGAUCCUUCCACCAUCAAAUCGAUAGAUUUCUCGGACAUAUUCGCUGAUGAAUCGCCCGACACGGACGUAACUUUGACUUCGUCCGUCCCCAAGAAAAAGGACUAUUUAAAGUCGGGUAGCCCAAAGAAAAAGGAGUUCGUCCGCGCCUCUUCGACCGAGUCGGCAGUACCGCAGGCACGAAGACUGUCGGACGUAGUCGAUAGGAGCAAGAAAAGAUUUUCAGAGAGCCCGGAGGUCAAUUCAUACGGGAGAUCGAAUUCGAUCGGUUCCUCGGAAGUGGCGAACACCAGACGCAUAGCACAACUGUUCGAAGAGAAAAAGCAAAGGCACACUCCUAGUCCAGAAACAAAUCGGUACGGACCUACCAGUACCCCCGAAAUGAUGCUACGCAGACAGAGGAUGACCGAAAUUAUCGAAGGCAAACGUCGAGACACGCCGAGCCCCGAUCGCUUUAAACGACCCGAUACGAUCGGAACCCCCGAGAUGGCAAUGCGGCGCAAACGCGUCUCGGACCUCAUACACGGCGUCAAUAAAUCCCGCCUCAGUCCGGAGCCAUCGAUGCAGAGGCGGGGCUCGGGGGAAGUGGGCUUGCGAGUCCAGAAGGUUUCUGACAUGAUGGAGAAGAAGAGGGUCGAGGCCCGGCGGCCUAAGAGUACGGGGAAGAGGAAAGCUGCGAGAGAAAUUAUGAAGCAGCGGUUCGAGAAGAGUUUGCAGAUGUUGGCAUCGGAGCCGAGGCUAGACUUCGCUCCGUCGGCAGAUCUGGAGAACGAUUACGGGCUGCAGCAGUAUCGGGCUAGUGCGCCGCAGUUUGACGAGCGCGUUAAGAAACUUGAGAAGAAAUUGCAACACUAUGAGGAAGGGCGUAUUGUGGGCGGCGGCAGCAGAGCAAUAGGGGGCGGGGCUCGCGUCGCCAAAUUAGCUGCCGAGCUCUCCACCCCAUCUACAUCAGCGGUCCCCAAAGCCUCCAAACCGAAAGACCUCAUGAGAUCCGUCGGCAAAAUAGAGCGAGACGACUGGAAUGUGAAGGAGAUAGAACGAAAGAUAAUGGAGAAUAGGCUAGGUAGACCGGAACCAAAAACCGCCGAAAAAGUGCCAAAAUGGGACAGGGAACAAUUUUUAGGUCGACAAAGAAGACUGAAAGAGGGCGAUACGAACGAAGAGAAGUGGGGCGAAAUUGAUGAGACUCUUCAUAAACUGGAUCAGAAACUUAAAGAUUCUGGACGUCCGGUCCAUGGCACUAAAAAGGUGGCGGAUUUGGCAACUAAGUUUGUGAAGAAAGAAGAGACUGAUUCGACUAAAGCUCAGCAGAAAGAUCAACCGAAGGAAGAGUACAAGAAACAAUGGCGCGGGCCGGCGUCGACGGGCAUGCAGUGCGCUGCGUGCGGCACGCGCGUGUUCGCCGCGGAGGGCGUCAUCGCCGACGGGCUGCACCUCCACCGCGCGUGUUUCCGCUGCGCCGUGUGCAAGACCGUGCUCAGGCCGGGAAAUUACACUAUGGAGCGCUACGGCAGUCGAUUGGUCUGCCUACGUCACUCUGGCACGGACGCCAGUGACGUCAUACUUGCUAACGCUCUUCUGGCACCCGCGGCGAACAGAAACGACAUACUGACGUCUACGCCCGAGAGAAUCAGCAUUGAGUUGUCGGACGGCGCCAGAGAGAUCGACGAAGACGAAUGGACUGAUAGGAACUUCCUCGCCUCGGAGACGUCUGGCGCCGGUGGGCUAAGCGACGAGGAUGUAUCCAGUUCGGACGAGUACACGGACGCGCCGGACAGCGACCACGACGCGCGACAGUCGCCCGAGCCCGCCAUGCCGCCCAUCCGACCGCACUCGCUAUACUUCUCCGACGACUCGUUCGGAUAUGACGACUAUUCUGAUGACGGUGCCGAGUCGUCGGGCAAUGAGUCUUGCUCGCGGAUGCGCGCGGCUCGUGAGGCGCGGCGGCGCGAGGUGCCCGCAGACGCGCGACCACCGAGCGACAGCAGCGAGGUGGAAUCCGAGGAGGAGAGUGAAUCAAGCGACGAGGAGAUAUCUUCCGCGACUGAAGUUUCCACCGAUAGCGAAUUCGCCCGCGAGGAGUGUGUCCCAGCUCCGUCUCCCCCCGCGAUACUAGUGACCGAAGCCCCCCCACCCGCGCCACCGCCCCCGCCCCACGACUACCCGCUCAGCAGAACCAGGUCCGCCGGCGGGCUAGCCACAAAACGAGCCCUCGAACUCAAGAGGAAAUACCUCCUCGGCGAACCCUCGCCCCCCGCCGUCAGGAAAUCCGACUCCACCUCCCGACUCGACACCAAGCUGGAGGCGUUCCGCUCCAACAUCACGGAGUUCCAGAAGCUGCUCCACCCCGCCCCCUCCCCCCCUCGAAACCCCGUAGCGGCCUUCCGAGCGGCCGCCGACGACAAAAACGUCCAGCCGAUGCCGGACAUCAUCAAAAACCUGUGCACCGAUGCGCCCGUAGAUCUGCUGACCAAGGGCGACUCGCCGCUGGACAAGAAAGACUGGCGAGAAACUAUACAGGAGGAGACCUCGAUCAAGGAGCCCGAUUUGGACUCCGAUUCGCUCUCCGAGAGCAGCUCCCGCACCGAGACCGCGCCGAAUCAGUCCGUACCCAGAGUCGAGGUCCACGACGAGGGCGGGGAACUGAUACAGCUGGACAGUCUUACUAUCGUCAACAACGAGACGGAGGACGUCGAUGAUAAAACUCCGGUGGCGCUCGACGCACCGCAGACAUCCAACGCCGCUGCGGAGUCGGAGUCCUCCGAGUCGGGCCGGGACGCCACGACGAUGGCGCUCACCGAGACCGAGCUGUCCGAUUGGGCGGCUGAGAAUGCGGUCCUAGAGGACUGCGGCCUCGAGGACAAGGAGGAGAACAAGAGAAACAAGAAUCCCCGACGACUGAGCGGACCCAAACUAGUGCACGACGCUAAGAACUUAUCCACCAUAGCGUCUCACGUGUGCGGCCGAACCAGCCCGACGCAGGCGAUCGUAUUUUCGAACGCCUUGGAUCAUUUCGAGUUUGUGGACGAGGGCGAGCAGGACAUAUCGAUCAAGACCCCAGUGACGCCGCGAAACGAGGGCUACAUGGAGUUCGUCGACGACGACUACGGCCGGUACUCUCCAACUAACGAUCGCUCCAUGAACUUCAUCGAGCGUAGUUUCUCAGAAACGACCAUCAAGCCCUCGUUCUUAAAUUUGUGCGAAAAUAAUAAAGUCAAGGCGUUCGACGACAACAUUGAUUUCAUCGACGACCAAGAUUCCACAACCGAGAGCUUAUCGAAAGUAGAAAACAACAAUUUUUCCAUGACGACACGUGAAGCAGAGCUCACCGAACUACCCGUCAACGACAACACGAGGCGCGAAAGUGAGCAGCAAGACAACAUGCUAAACAGAAAUGAAGAAAUUAUUGACGUCAAACCCGAAGUAAUUAGCAUGUCAGAAAUCUCGCCUCCCCUCGAAAAAGACAGUAGCGAAAAAGAUAGCAGCCAUGAGAAGCAGGAGUCGAGCGUCUCGCGGAGCGAAGUUUCAAUAGAAGACAUAUCACCGCCGCUCGCGUCGGAGAAAUCUAAGUCACACAGCAGUAUUACACACAAUAACAAUCUAGUUAACCCGGUGCUGAUCGGGGGAACGUGCAACAUGCGAUUAUACUCGCCCGCCAUCUGCCGGUCCGCCAGUGAAACGUUCAACAGCUCGAGGAAGCUUCACACCCCCGAGUGGAUAUCGCUGGGCUCGGGCCCUUUAUCGCCGGUCGGUCCGAUCAGAGACACGACCGAUAAAGUGCAGGAGAUAAAGAGAGAGAGGGAGGAGCAGACGGAGGUGGUGCGGAGACUAGUGCUGGAGAGGUUGGGAAGCAGCCAGGGGAAUAGGAAGUCGGCGCGCCGCAGCCGCGUGUCGCCGUCGUGCGUUGUCCCACCGCCGGUUCCGCCUCCCCCCGCGCUGCCCUCGCCGCCGCCCCCGCCGCCUCCACCCCUCGCCUACGCCCCGCCCCCGCCCCGCCCCGCACCCCCGCUCAUGCCCCUCCCGGUUACACCAUCCUUCUCCGACCCCGAGCUCGCCAGAGAGAGAAGGCCCAAAGGUAUAAUGAAGAGUAUAUCGAAUUACUUUAACCGACGCCUCGGACCCCGGCAAAAGUGUGUAUCGGAGCCGGACCUGACGACGCACGAACGUCAGCGCGAGGCUCACAAGUCGACGGGGGCGUUGCAAGAGGCGCCGCCGGUCCCGCCCCCGCCCACCGACUAUGUACCGCCCAUACCACCGCCGACUAGAGUGCCAACAGUAGAGAGAGAGGGCGACGCGGACGAGCGAGACGCGAUGCAGCUCUGGUUCGAGGCGCGGUGGGCGCGUCUCGUAGCGCAGCGGCGGGCGCGCGAGGAGACAGAGCCCGCGGCGCGACGCCUCGCCCGACUCGAGAGGCGACUCACGCGCCCCCUCUCCGCGGAGCAGCAGGCAGCAACAGUGGCCGAACUAGUUCAAGUGUCAGCACAACGCGAGGCGCACCAAGCUUUGAUGGCAGCUACUAGGAGGCGAAGCGCAGCUGGUAGCAGUGUAGGGGACUAAGGAAUUCCACCAUGGUGUUAGCGCUUGUAAAUGUAUGACUGGCUUAUAAGUUAAUCGUUGUAUUAGACGUGUAUUUAAUGUAGUAUUCUGUAACGUAUGAAAUAUAAAUGCAAAAUGGACAUUUGCCGCUUUAAAGUGUAUGAUCGUUGAUAUGUGCUGGAUUAUUUCCAAAAAGAGCUUAGACUUUAGACUGUUUUGUUUCGGCGUCUACACGUUGUCUUAAAAUGUUUUUUACUUUACUGACUGCUUUUAUUUAUUGAUAAAAUUAAUGUUAAAAAUGAUGUAGUGUUAUUUGUGCUUAGGGGCGAUCAUAGUAAUUUCUUUCUACUCGUGAUCUAAAGGUGAAACACGGCAUAGUUGAUUAACACCUCCAUCGUGGGUAUCGCAGACACAAUAGAUUUUCAAUUGCUAUGCGGCAGCCUGCUGCCGCUCGGGGAUUGAUGGGUAA